ACGCCGCUGUUUGAAUAUGCAAUCAGUUUGGCGGCUACAAUGACUGAGCAACAUCAUCUCAGCAGUGGAGAGUGAGUGUUGCUUUUUUUUGGAAACUGUGAGUGGGUGAUAUCAAUAUCAGGAGCAAGGAAGACAAAAAAGAAACAGAGAAGGAAAGAGGGAAGGAGGGAGAAAACAAGUGUGCAGCUCUGAGGCGUUCCAUCAUCCACCAAACUCCUGCAGCUUCCCACUUCCCUCCUCCUCCUCCUGGAGAAAGAGAGAGAGAGAGCAACAGAGAGAGGAAGAGCUGCAAGGAGAGAGAGAGAGAGAGAGAGAGAGAGAGAGAGAGAGAGAGGCAGCAACAGAGAGAGAGAGUGAGAGAGUCACGCUUACAAGCCAGUGGAGAAGAGGAGGAUCUACAAAGGGAGAAAAAAAAUCCUUCUCUCUCCUGCUGCCUCUCUUCGUGCAUCCUACGGGCAGCGCGGAGCGAAGAGGAGCGCGGAGGACCCGGCUAGCAUAUUUUCUACGCUGCUUGCCCGCGAUUUCUGUGGCUGCACCACAGUGCGUGGAGCGCAGGGGAGAGCCGCCGAGAGCUUCAUCGGUGACAACGCUCCGCAGCCGAAGAAGAGCACCGUAGAGGAGCCAGGAUGCUUAACAACCUGACCGACACGGAGGAGGGGGACGGGGGAGUGCAAAGCCAGGGCGACAGUAACCCCAAGGAGAGCAGCCCCUUCAUCAACAGCAGUGAUGCUGCCGCAGAGAAGAGCCAGCAGUAUGACGGCAAGAACAUGGCCUUGUUUGAGGAGGAGAUGGACACCAGCCCCAUGGUGUCGUCUCUCCUCAGCAGCCUGGCCAACUACUCCAACCUGCCCCAAGGUAGCAAGGAGCACGAGGAGGCCGAGAACAACGAGGCCGAGUCAUCGCGCAAGAAACCCGUCAAGGCCCCCCAGCUCGGCACUCUGAUGGGCGUCUAUCUGCCGUGCAUCCAGAACAUCUUCGGUGUGAUCCUCUUCCUCAGGAUGACCUGGUUGGUGGGAAUCGGAGGCGUCAUUGGGACGUUCGUCAUUGUCUUCAUGUGCUGCUCCACGACCAUGCUGACUGCCAUCUCGAUGAGUGCCAUCGCUACCAAUGGAGUAGUGCCAGCUGGAGGAGCCUACUACAUGAUAUCCCGUUCGCUGGGCCCUGAGUUUGGGGGAGCAGUGGGGAUCUGUUUCUAUCUGGGGACCACCUACGCUGGAGCCAUGUACAUCCUGGGGGCCAUCGAGCUUCUCCUGAUCUACAUAUAUCCCAAAGCGGCCAUCUUUCCCCUGGAAGGCCUGGAAGGUGCCGAAGCGGAGGCUGCCCUGCUCAACAACAUGCGCGUGUACGGCACCAUCCUGUUGACCUCCAUGGCCACGGUGGUGUUUGUCGGCGUCAAGUACGUCAACAAGUUGGCCCUGGUGUUUCUGGCCUGCGUCAUCCUCUCCAUCCUGGCCGUCUAUGCCGGCGUCAUCAAGACCGCCGUCGAUCCUCCCGACUUCCCUGUGUGCGUCUUGGGGAACCGCACUCUGGUGUGGAAAACCUUCGACGUGUGUGCCAAGACCAUUGAAACAGCCAAUGGGACAAUCACCACCCAGCUGUGGAGCAUGUUCUGCGAUUCACCUUUACUCAACGCCACCUGCGACCAGUACUUCGUCGCCAACAACCUGACUCAGAUCCAGGGCAUCCCGGGGGUCAUGAGUGGAGUCCUGGCAGAGAACAUGUUCGGGAACUACUACGAGAAGGGCGACCUGGUUGCCAGGAAGUACAUGUACUCAGUGGAGGAGCAGGACCAACCUCUGACCAACUCUAACCGCUACGUGUUGGCUGACAUCACCAGCUUUUUCACGCUGCUGGUCGGCAUCUACUUCCCCUCUGUGACAGGGAUCAUGGCUGGCUCCAACCGCUCCGGUGACCUGCGUGAUGCCCAGAAGUCCAUCCCCGUUGGAACCAUUGCAGCCAUCACCACCACCUCCAUAGUCUACAUGUCCAGUGUGUUUCUAUUUGGUGCCUGCAUCGAGGGCGUGGUCCUCAGAGACAAGUUCGGAGAGGGGGUGCAUGGGAACCUGGUGAUUGGCACGCUAGCCUGGCCGUCACCGUGGGUGAUUGUGAUUGGCUCCUUUUUCUCGACCUGUGGGGCGGGGCUGCAGAGUCUGACAGGAGCUCCUCGGCUCCUGCAGGCCAUCGCCAAGGACGGCAUCGUGCCCGCCCUCCGGAUCUUCGGCCAUGGGAAGGCCAACGGGGAACCCACAUGGUCCCUCCUGCUGACAGCUUGUAUCUGUGAGAGCGGCAUCCUCAUCGCCUCCCUGGACGCGGUGGCUCCCAUCCUCUCCAUGUUUUUCCUCAUGUGCUACAUGUUCGUGAACCUGGCCUGUGCCCUGCAGACGCUGCUGAGGACUCCCAACUGGAGACCUCGCUUCAAGUUCUACCACUGGGCUCUGUCCUUCCUCGGGAUGAGCUUGUGUCUCACUCUCAUGUUCAUCUGCUCCUGGUACUAUGCCAUUGUCGCCAUGGUAAUCGCCGGCUCCAUCUACAAGUAUAUUGAGUUUGCAGGUGCGGAGAAAGAGUGGGGCGACGGGAUCCGAGGUCUGUCCCUGAGCGCUGCGCGUUACGCUCUCAUGCGGCUGGACGAAGAACCCCCGCACACCAAGAACUGGAGGCCCCAGUUGCUAGUGCUGGUCAGUACAGACAGCGAGCAGAACGUGGAGCAGCCUCGUCUGCUCUCUCUGACCAACCAGCUGAAGGCAGGAAAAGGUCUAACCAUCGUUGGCACCGCUCUAGAAGGCACCUACCUGGAGAACUACAGCCAGACCCAGCGGGCCGAGCAGGCACUGCACAAACUGAUGGAGACUGAGAAGGUGAAGGGCUUCUGUCAAGUGACCGUGUCGUCGAAUCUGCGUGACGCUACAUCCCACCUGCUCCAGGCCAGCGGGCUGGGAGGCCUGAAACAUAACGCUGUGCUGGUCUCGUGGCCGCGCAACUGGAAACAGGGAGACGAGCUUCAGACCUGGAGGAACUUCAUUGAGUUGGUCAGAGAAACCACAGCCGCUCACCUGGCUAUGCUCGUGCCGAAGAACAUCUCGGCCUUCCCGUCCAAUGGAGAGCGCUUCACUGAGGGUCACAUCGACGUGUGGUGGAUCGUCCACGAUGGAGGCAUGCUGAUGCUGCUGCCCUUCCUUCUGCGACAGCACAAGGUUUGGAGGAAGUGCAAGAUGCGCAUCUUCACCGUGGCCCAGAUGGACGACAACAGCAUCCAGAUGAAAAAGGACCUGACCACAUUCCUCUAUCACCUCCGUAUCGACGCUAUGGUGGAAGUUGUAGAAAUGCACGACAGCGACAUCUCAGCCUACACGUACGAGAAGACCCUGGUGAUGGAACAACGGUCACAGAUGCUUAAAAAGAUCAACUUGACCAAGAACGAGCGGGAGAGAGAGAUCCAGAGCAUCACUGAUUCGUCCCGCGGCUCGAUCCGCCGCAAGAACCCGGCCGCUGUGACCACCCAGCUGAGCGUGACCGAGGAGCCGCCCGCAGCCACCAAGGAGGAGAAGCCCGAGGAGGAGUCAAAGUCGGCCUCUUCCCCUGUGUCCCCCCCUGCUCAGGUCCAGCUCAUCCACGACAACACCACCCCGGCCAGCCCCUCCACCCCGGCCACCCCACUGACCCCCGGAGAGGGGGCCCAGAGCCCCGGGGAGCAGGUCCAGAUGACCUGGACUGAGAAGUGCGACGGGGAGCCGGCCAAGCCGCCCGGCGCAGCCACACCCGAGGGCAUCAAAGACAUCUUCAACAUGAAGCCUGAGUGGGAGAACCUGAAUCAGUUCAAUGUGCGACGUAUGCACACAGCGCUCCGGCUGAAUGAGGUCAUCAUCAAGAAGUCCUCAGAGGCCAAGCUUGUCCUCCUCAACAUGCCCGGGCCGCCCAAGAACCGGACAGGGGACGAGAACUACAUGGAGUUCCUGGAGGUCCUCACCGACGGCCUCAACCGGGUCCUCCUGGUCCGCGGAGGCGGCCGCGAGGUCAUCACCAUCUACUCCUGAAAGAGCAGCCCCCUCCUCCCCUACCACCCCCCCGCCCCCCUCUCUACCCUCCCCUCAGCCCCCCUCCCUGUGUCACCUGAGCUCCUUCAUCAACGCUGCCUCAUCAUCACCAUCACGACCGUUUCUUUGUGUGAGAUCCUCUCCCUGCCGGCCGACAGCUCCGCCCAGCUCCAGCACCUCUCUGCUCCAUCCCCAGCAGACCGACGAGCAGCAUCACACGCUCCGCUCCCACACCUGUCAUCCUAGUCUCAUAAGCUACUCUCUCUGUUGUAGGCUCUGGACCAAUUUAGAUGCUGUGUCUAGAUUUGUCCUUCGAGAGACUUUUUUCUUUUCUUUGGUGAUCUGUCUGAGUCGGAGUCGCUCAGUGAAGAGGAGGAGGAGGUGUGUGUGUGUGUAUGUGUGUGUGUGUGUGUGUGUUGUUGGCUGAGGUGUGAGCGCACAUGCAUGUUUGUAUUUGUUUCAGUCUGAAGAUGCUUCUUAUUUGUGUUGCUUUUAUAUGAGCAAGACGUGGAACCAGCUCCUGCUCUGAAAGAACGAGAGCUGCGAUGAGCUCUGUGCAGGUUGUUGGUUCCAGUGUGGUGAUCGGACACUUUCAGUCAGGACCAGUGGCUGGAGGAGGAGGAAGAGGAGGAGGAGACAGCUGCGUAUGAACUGUGACAUUCACAUCCAUGUUCGGAGGAGAAGACUGAACCAGCACGUGGAUCAAACCUGCAGAUUUACCUCCAACUUGCUCAAUUCCUUUUUUCGCAUGAAAUCCUCACAAGCGCGUGUGUGUGUGUUUCUACUCCAUCACUUGUCUUUCCACCCAUCCUCCUUCUCAACUCAUCUCUUUAGUGGCUGUUUUAUCCCUGUCGCCACUGUUAGUGCCAAAAAAAAAAAGAAAAGAUUCAACAAGGCUAUAGCUUAGUCUGUAGAGAUUGACACGUGAUUAAACUGUGAAUUGUGCGUUUCCUCGCAGGAGGCUGGUGUGAUAGUGGGGUCAACGCCACUAAUCCACCCCCCCCUGAGGAGAUCAUCAUCGCCAGCACCCCCCCUCGACCCUCGUGUGGAUCACUGUAAAUAAUGUACAAGCUCUGGCGCAUUGUUCAGUAUGAGUGUAGUAUUUUUGUGACAUACUAAAAAGCUUCUAGUGGAGAGGAAACAUUCCGUCGCUCAGAGACACGGCUCGGAAAACUUUACUUCUUUAUUUAUUGAUUUAUUUAUUGGAUUGAUUUAUUUAUUGGAUGGCUUCGGCUCCCGUCAUAACCGUCACCGUGACCACCACGAGCACCUGCACCCGCACUGCGCGGGAAAAAAACGAGUGAACUUUCGACGAGCUCACCGCUUAAAAAGAUCACCGAUAAAUGUUAUUUUUUCAUCUUAUAGAGCAAAUAUACGUAUUUUAUGUUUAUAUAUAGAAGUUACACAUAUAUUGACGCGAUCAGAUCGUUGUAAUCUCAUUUUCUGAUUGUCACUCAAAGAUCUAUCGCUGUUUUUGCCAAAUUUUAGAGACGUACACGUGCCAUAUCAAAGUAUUUUUCAAAGAGACAUAGUGAUUCUAUUGGAUAAGUCAGAGGGACCAGAGGUGUGUUGGGUGCAACUGGUGUGGUGACGACGCUGUGGUUAGAAAGUGGCCCUGGGGAUGAUGGAAGAAGAUGUUCAGACAACACGGUGAGUCACAUCAGCUCGUACAGAUGUGUCUGAACAUCUGUCCACUGGUCGUCUGCAGGGUCGGGUCUGAACCAGUAGGGAGGACAACGGCUGCUGUAGCUGGGAAACUCGCUCUGUCCACAAGACUGAACUCUAUGCAGUAGACUCUCCAGUGAUUUUAUAUCCUCUAGAUUGGCUAAGAUUAGAGCCACACACGCACACGCACACGCACACACACACACACACACACACACACACACACACACACACACAAACCCACACACACACAUACUCACGUCCCUGACUGAAUGACUGGUGAGAAAAAUCAUAUUUAGGUUUAAAAGAAGAAAUUUAAAAAAGUGCAUCUUGGAAGGAAUGUGCAAUAGUCGAAUAAAUCCGGACUCAUGUGAUCAUGUUAUUUAUUUUUUUACACAUAUAUUUUGUAUAUGUAGAUUUCGUAAGUGUUCUAAAAAAAAAAUUCCAGAACCAUCUCACUCUGACCAAGGACAGCUGUCACUUUACUUUCAAUAUCUUUUGUUUCUUUUCUAAAAGAAACUGUUUUUGGUCAUUUGCACUCGUAGUAGAAAUAUAAAUAUAAACAAAUACAUAUAUAUAUAUAGAUAUAUCUAUACAUAUAUAUAUACGAUAUAGGAAAGCAAAACAAAUUAGUUUGUAGAACUAUUUAAAAAACAGUAUUCAAUGUUUUUAGUGUUGCUUGAAUGUCGGACCGUAUGUUGUGAAUGCUGCUAGUAUCAAUAGAUUUAUUUGUACUGUAAAUAACUAGAGUGACUUUAAAGAGAUAAAGGGUAUAGACAUACAUAUCAGCGGUGGGGGGGUCGUCUACAGGACAAGGACCUGGAACCAUUCGGCUUGUGAUCUCUGGACAGGGUUCGCUUUUUUGUUUUUAUUAGAAAUCGACACUGAAAACCUUGAUGCAAUAUUAUAUAUUAAUAUGACAGCUGAGGGCAAACUCUUCACCCUUUGAUUCUCUUUUUCAACAAAGAAAUGCUCUCGUGAUUAUUCUCACCUUUGACCCCAUCACUGAAGUGAAUUUUAAAAGUGACAGGUUGUUCAUUUACGCAAAGAAAAUGCCAAAAUAUGUUGGAAUAUGAGUAUUUCUGGUUUAUCUGCUUCACGUUAGUGUUUGGGAAACGUUUUUAACACACCUACCUUUGACCCCUGUGACAGUGAAGGAGCAGCCACUCCCAGUUUUCUAAGAUUUCCGGCUGCCGACUCAUGAAGAUUUUCUUUAUCGAGCUUGUCGACUUAACUCUCGACAGAAAAAAAGGGGUUUUGAAGAACAUGGCUGUUUUGGGAUCGUCUCCACAACAUUGCCUGCAUCAACUGAGCCUUUUAAAUUUAUUCAAAAAGAAAAUAUAUCUGAUGUUUAUGGGAGACGUUUGUGGGAAAUGAGUUUAUUUAUUGAAUUCUAAGUGUUUUAUAAUUGCUGUUUGCAUGGUACUAUGUGGCAGUAUUUGUUUUAGUGGUUUCUAUAGUGAUGACUUUACUGUUCAAGGUGCGGAGGUCAGAGGUCGGACACUUUGAGAACUCGGGAGUAGUUUGGCUUGACCUUGAGAAACAAGUCUUUUGCAAAAAAAUAAGAAAAAGUAUGAGUUCACUAUAUUGUUCCUUGUUAUAUUCCACUCUCGCUCAAGUAGUCUUAUGUAACGUAAAAAGGAGAUUAUGAGUUUGCGAAUGAAUGGGCCUGGAGGACGGUAACUUCACCCGUGUAAAUAUAUAUCACUCAAGUCAGAGACACUGUAA
Molecule: messenger RNA, 7424 nt
Organism: Hippoglossus stenolepis (Pacific halibut)
Lineage: Eukaryota; Metazoa; Chordata; Actinopteri; Pleuronectiformes; Pleuronectidae
Gene: slc12a5a
Product: solute carrier family 12 member 5a
Exons: 26
Coding region: 627-4031 (1134 amino acids)
Biological process (GO): potassium ion homeostasis; potassium ion import across plasma membrane; chemical synaptic transmission
Cellular component (GO): membrane
Molecular function (GO): potassium:chloride symporter activity
Source: RefSeq, a predicted model, not a curated record